AUGCAUAUGAUGUGCUGUCCUGGUUGGUUAUUGUUCAGCGAGCAUGGUGGGCUGUGCUUACUGCCUGCGUACCUUUUUUGGGAUGGGUUAGUGACUUUGCUUUUACUGUAUGAUCACCAUAAGGCUAUCAGCUCAGAUCAUACGGUAUCAGAGGUUCUAGACAUCAAGGGAAUUACUUGGGACGCCUCGACGGGUUUGACACAUGGUGAUACAGUGCGUAUCAGCAGUGGUGGUGGUGGUGCUUUCUUACUCCCGAAAAUUAGACAGAUCUUAGUACUUCUCACGGUUACCACCUCACAUGACCGGGAUCCGUCCAGUAGCCUGUCACACCAGACAUGGCAGAUCCUUGCAGUGUCACUACAGACAUACUCGCUCAUCAUUCGUGGCAAGCAGAAGUUGGGUGUGUGUGUGGGUGUGUAUAAUAGUCUAGAUGAGUGA
Molecule: messenger RNA, 438 nt
Organism: Aspergillus niger
Lineage: Eukaryota; Fungi; Ascomycota; Eurotiomycetes; Eurotiales; Aspergillaceae
Exons: 2
Coding region: 1-438 (145 amino acids)
Source: RefSeq, a predicted model, not a curated record